Messenger RNA from Aspergillus campestris IBT 28561, 1167 nucleotides. RefSeq lists its product as uncharacterized. NCBI's taxonomy places the organism in Eukaryota, Fungi, Ascomycota, Eurotiomycetes, Eurotiales, Aspergillaceae. The transcript has 5 exons. Bases 1 to 1167 code for a protein of 388 amino acids. The record is from RefSeq and is a predicted model, not a curated record.
AUGAGUGCACCACAAAGAUGUGCUGCGGUCGUGGUAGGAUCCGGUCCCGCGGGUCUCGCGGUUAUGGGGAAUCUGUUGGAGAGACAGCUCAGCGGGAAGAUUGCUUGGAUCGAUCCCUCGUUCCAAGGAGGUCGCGUAAAUCGGAAGUAUCGUGAAGUUCCAAGCAACACCAAAGUUGGACUCUUCCAGGCAUAUGCCACCGCCGUCCAGCCCUUCCGUUCCGUCAUCGACAGCACCCCCGCCCCCAACCCCUUCACCACCAUGGCCAAACUUGACCAGGAUAAAACCUGCCAUCUGCACCACGCGGCCGACAUGAUGCGCGCCCUGACGGACGGGGUCGUCAAGAUGGAGCAGGUGUACGCCUGCCGAGGCAUGGUCACAGCCGCCAACCAGGCCGCAAACACCGGCUCCUGGACGGUACGCAUCCACCGCUCAGACUCCCAAGAUGACGUCGAGAUUAUCACCCCUCAACUCAUCCUGUGCACGGGAUCCUCCCCGACCUUCUUGCCCAUGCCCGAAACGGCAUCACCCCUGCAGAGGCUGGACCUCGACAUGGCACUGAAGCCGAGCGACCUGGCUGCCUUCCUCCCCCGGGACAUGCCGCUGACGAUCGGCGUGGUGGGAGCCUCCCACAGCGCCAUCCUGGUGCUGCUCAACCUGGUGGACCUGGCGCGCAGCUCGCACCCGCAGCUGCGCGUCAAGUGGUUCACGCGGCACGGGAUGCGGUACGCCGAGUACAAGGACGGGUGGAUCCUGCGCGACAACACGGGGCUGAAGGGCCUCGCGGCGGACUUUGCGCGCACACAGCUGGAAGACGCUAUGCUGCCCACCUCCGAGGCCGGCCAAUUCAUCACCAAGAUCGACUGCGGCGGCGGGCAAGAAACCGCACAGUACCAGAAGCACCUGCCGUCGUGCUCGUACCUGGUGCAAGCCGUGGGGUACACGCGGGACCCGCUCCCGUCGCUCUCGGUCGACGGCGCCGAGCUGACACCAGAGUUCGACCACGACUCGGGCAACUUCAAGAACGCCCAGGGCCACCUCAUCCCGGGCCUGCACGGCGCGGGCGUCGCAUUCCCGGAGCGGGUGGUCGACCCUUACGGGAAUGUGGAGUACGCGGUGGGAUUCUUCAAGUUUAUGAAGUUCCUGCGCCGGGUAGUUAGGUACUAG